GCGCGUGCACUGUCUCUCACUCCUCCCACAUGACGGAGGCUCGCAUUUGUUUCGACUCAACUCAAGAUGGCAGCUGGAGCUGAGUAUGGCUUGAAAAAAAUAGUUUGGCAAAGAAUCAAGGACACCCUCAUUGCUGACUGCAGAAAGUCAGAAGUAUGGAAGAUCCUCAUUCUGGACCGGUUCACCACGCGCCUCCUGUCCUCCUGCUGCAAAAUGUCCAAUCUCAUGUCGGAGGGCAUCACAAUUGUGGAGGACCUGCACAAAAACAGAGAGCCUGUUCUAGAGAUGAAGGCCAUCUAUUUCAUGAGACCCACUGCUGAGUGUAUUGAUGCUUUUAUUAAUGAUUUCAAACCAAAACCUAAAUACAAAGCUGCCUAUGUCUUCUUCACUGACUACUGUCCUGAUGAUCUCUUCGACAAGAUGAAGAAGAACUGUGCCAAGCACAUUAAAGUGUGUAAAGAGAUCAACAUCUCGUUUCUGCCUCUGGAAGCACAGGUGUUCAUCUGUGAAAACACAGAGGCCUUCAAGAGCAUCUACACCCCGAGCAGUCAGGACCGAGAUCAGACGCUGGAGACAAUAGCGAAUCAGAUCGUAACUCUCUGUGCCACGCUGGAGGAGUAUCCUGGAGUCAGAUACAAGAAAGAUUCGGCUCUUGGAAGCAAGUUGGCUGAACUUGUAGAUAAUAAACUGGCACAACAUUACGAGUUAGAUGAUAAUUCGAAGAAAAAGGAUAAAACGCCGGCUCAGCUCCUGAUCGUCGAUCGUGCGCUGGACCCUGUUAGCCCUAUUCUUCACGAGCUCACCUACCAGGCCAUGGCUUAUGACCUCAUACCAAUAAAGGACAACACCUAUGAGUACAAGGUAAAGGACGGCUCUAAGAAAGAAGCUUUACUGAAUGAAGAGGAUGAAUUAUGGGUCAAAUUACGUCACAUGCACAUUGCCGAGGUCACUGAGCAAAUCCCCAAACUGGUGAAGGAAAUCUCUGCCGGCAGAGAAGAGAAGAAACAGGCUGAUGGGAAGAUCACAAUCGGAGGCCUAUCGCAGCUCAUGAAGAAGAUGCCAGGCUUCCGCAAGCAGAUGACUCAGAAAACUGUCCACAUAAGUUUAGCCGAGGAUCUGAUGAAUCACUACCAGAAGAAUGUGGAAAAACUCUGCAAAGCUGAACAGGAUCUGGCCGUAGGUGCUGAUGCUGAAGGGCAGAAGGUCAAAGACCCCAUGAGGACAUUACUUCCUGUGCUGUUACACCCACAUGACACCACCGAUAAGAUCCGGGCCGUCCUUCUCUACAUCUUCAGCCUAAAUGGAACGACAGCGGAGAACCUGAAUAAACUGAUCCAGCAUGUGAAAAUCGAGGAUGAGAGCGGCUAUAUCCUGAACUGGAAACAUCUGGGAGUUCCCAUCCUCUCCACGCCGAGCAUGUUCUCAUUUCGUAAACCAUCUCGGAGAGACCGGUCAGACAAGGAGACAUACAACGUGUCUCGCUGGACACCCGUCAUUAAAGACAUAAUGGAGGAUGCAGUGGAGAACAAACUGGAGGUCAAAGAUUGGCCGUAUCAGUCUGAAUGUCCGUCUGUGUGGAACGGCUCUCGUGCUGUAAGUCUGUUUCCUGUCAGUGCUCGGCAGAAGCACAAGGGCAGUUCCCCGGAUGAUCUCCGGAGCGGCUCGCGGCUCAUCAUCUUUGUUCUGGGCGGGGUCUGCUACUCAGAAAUGCGCUGUGCUUAUGAAGUCACGCAUGCUAAUAAAUCCUGUGAGGUCAUCAUUGGCUCGACACACAUCCUCACUCCACGUGGUCUGCUGGAGGACAUUUAUAAACUGGGCAAACAACCCAUGGAAAGCUUUAACAUUGAGGAAAAACCCUGAGCAGCCCUGCGCUGCCAUAUCCUCCUCAGGACUGAAGGGAACGGAUCUCAGCUGCUUGUCACCUCACAGCUUUCACUCAUCACAAAAAAAUAAACCAAUGUUGUACAUGGAACAUUUUGAGGUCAUUUCAUGUCUAAAGUCUCAGUUGUGCUCAGUUUAGGUUAUAUGUGACAGAAACUCUUCACAACUUCAACUUUGUUGAGGUAUUUAGACUUUUUAAAUGGUUAAACAACUUUAUAAAAAUUAUAACAUCAUCCAUUGAAAUGCGUCACAAGUAGAGACAUUUGUAACACACAAUUAGUUUGAUAACCCUUUAAUACAAAAUAAUUAUUUUUAAAAAGAGAUCCGCUCUUGACCAGAGCUUUAUAAACUGGUGCCUUUUUUUUUAUUUUUUUUUUUUUAUCAGUGAUAGCGAAAUGCUUGCACUGGGUUUUCAGUAACACUUUUCUUUUUCUGUAAUUCUAUCUCGCACACUAAUUGUAGUUAUUUGUAAAAAUCCACCAGACUGUCAAUUUAAAAAGAUAUUUUCAUGUUUUGACAAUUUGUUUGUGAAUUAGAUCUGUACAUAUGUAUUGCAUGCUAGUGUGCCGUUUGAGUUGAAUUGAAUCGUUUUGCUUAUAUUAAACAUUUACUGAUGAACAAAUGAGGGAUUAAACUGAUUUAAUGCAUACUUAUUGAACAGCUGACAUAACCUGAAUGACGUGGUUCAAUUCUUAUGUUUGGUUUGUAAUGUUUGUAUAAUGUUUGCAAUGUGGUCUGUCUAAUAUCAACUGUACUUCAUAAAAAUAUUGUCUCUUUGUAUGAUUUCCCUAAGCAAAAUUUGAUUUGGGGGCCCCCCUCCCACCACGCGGAGUCAUCUGUGCUUCAAGAUAAUUGACACAAAUGUCACGCUAUAAUGUUAUAUUAUAAAUGAAUACAGUGAGGUUAUGUAUUCAUACAAAAUAAAUAAGUAAAAAUCAA
Molecule: messenger RNA, 2820 nt
Organism: Carassius auratus (goldfish)
Lineage: Eukaryota; Metazoa; Chordata; Actinopteri; Cypriniformes; Cyprinidae
Product: syntaxin-binding protein 3-like
Exons: 19
Coding region: 67-1860 (597 amino acids)
Biological process (GO): vesicle-mediated transport
Source: RefSeq, a predicted model, not a curated record